AUGUAUAAAUAUAAAAACUGUAUUGUAAUAUAUCUCUGCGCGACAAUUUGCGUGAAGUUAACCUCCGGUGAGGUAAUACCAGAAAAUCUCGACUUUCAAUCACUUUUGAGGAUUUUUAAAAGUCUUUCUGACACAACCGUACCGGUCAGCGAAUCAAACAUCACUUCAAAGGAAUUUUGUAUGAAAAGCUUUGAAAAGGCGAACCGCUACAAGAAGAUUAUUAUGCUACAGGAACAGGUGGUUCUAAAGUUGCAAUCCCAACACUUAAAACAAAUUGAAGAAUGCAGCAACCUCAGACAUAAAGUUCGCAGGCUUAUUGGGAAUUACAAGAAAGCUAAGGCCGAGCUAAAAGCCUAUAAGUUGUAUAGUUAGAAGAGCAAUUCCAAAAGCGAAAUAGAAACAGCAUUAUUGAAAAGUGCAUAAAUGAAUCCCCUACAUUUUAUAAAAAUGGAGUA
Molecule: messenger RNA, 455 nt
Organism: Drosophila suzukii
Lineage: Eukaryota; Metazoa; Arthropoda; Insecta; Diptera; Drosophilidae
Source: RefSeq, a predicted model, not a curated record